AUGAUAGCUCCGCCAAUUCUUCCCAAAAAAUUAACUUUUGUUUGUUUGCAAAACCUUGAGCCAAAAGGCUUCUUGACAGACAAAUUACCUCAUUUUUUCAAGUGUAUUGUUGCGUCUUGUGACACAAGACGCAGUAGUAAUCGACACAGUGUCGAUAUUAUGCUUCCAGGUGGGACUAUUCAAAUCUGCAAUAGGCCAGUCGGCAAAAAACUAUGCAAAUCUACAAAGGAGAUACAGAUUACAUUUUCACCAGAAGAAGGCCCGCAAUUUCAUUAUUGUGGUAUCAAUCGCAAGGACGUGCCACUGCGUCUGCGCAUCAUGUUGCAGUAUUUUCUUUCUCGAAUCUGCCAUUUAUUUUUAUUGCCAGCUGCUAUACUAAUACUGGGAAACGAGAAACAACUAGCGCUCUAACCAAACAAGGUGAUGAGGCAGCUUGGCGAGCUGGUCUGCAAAUUGACCGAUGAGGAUGUGGCUGAACACUAACACAUGAUGUACGACAGAACAAAGGCGGAAACACUUAUUCAAAAUUUGUUUGACCGCAUCUUCUUCCACUGUCUCUACUCUACAAUUUCUUGACGUGUCUUCUUUAAUAUCUUUACAAUGGUAACUCAUUUAAGUUGUCGCCUUGUCACGGCCGCCUAGCGACAUACUUAUAGUUUGGCCUUACGCCCCUGCUCUGUUUGGCCCAUUUUUUUUUUGAUCGAAUCAUGAUCGACCACAUACAGAGGUCCUAUUUUAGAAAUCAAGUCGAAAUCCCGACGCGUGCGGAAAUAGCUCGUAUUUUUUAUAGCAAGUCAAAAUCUAAAAAAGUGAUAUAUUGAAAAGUAAUAAAAGCCCACAGGGAAGUUUUCAUAAAGCAUUGCAGCAUGGCGACCUUAUCAUUAUAAGUGUGCACCUUCAUGCUGAUUCAACAUCAAGAUCUCAAUUUCACCUCCGAAGUCCCGAGGUCGAUGCUACAGAUCUUUUACACAUUUAGAUAGUCAGCAUUCCGCGCGCGCACCGAUUGCCAACAAUACAAAACGACCCGUGGCGAAGCGCCGCUCCGCUUUCGCGAAGGUCGCACAACUCCGAAAGUAUUCGAAUUACUGCACUUGCGCAGUUUGCAGGAGUAGCAGCAAAACAGCGAGCAAGGAACUGGCAGAAAGGUGCACCUCGUUUUCCCGCCGUAGGUCAGACCAUCUUCCCUGUGCGACUUUCUAUAGGUACGCGGUGAUAUGGAAUGUUUCGUGCGGGUUAUAUUUUUAUAUCAACAGAACUGUGCUUUUUUUUAUAUCACAACUAUACAAAAAAAACAAAAAACACAAAAAAAAACUUCACCAUAUAGAAGCUCAGACUUAGACGCUCUGCUUCACAUAGACAUAUAUCUCCGAUAAUGUUACCUCUUUAAGUGCUAUGCCUCGGUGUAGCACCAAAAAGUUGCGAAUUCAGCUUCACGUAGAAUUAAGCAACAGGAAAAAUAAGUAGCAGAAUGAGACUCAAAAGCACACUAUGCGGAGACGACAACUAAAGUCAAAAAGAUACAGUUAGUAAGAUCGGAACCCGACCAAAUAAAAUAAAGACGGAAUACAACUACAACGGUCACGAAAGCUGAAUCCUUUUGGUGCGAUAACGACAGGCAUAAGCUGAUCUCGCUACAAGAGGUUGACAGGAAAAAAUAGAAGCAGUCAUAUA
Amoebophrya sp. A120 is the source of this 1671-nucleotide messenger RNA. The record is from the annotation of a GenBank genome assembly. Lineage: Eukaryota; Dinophyceae; Syndiniales; Amoebophryaceae.